GUUGCAGCGGUGACACAACCAUUGGUCAAGGGCAGCAAGCAUGUUCAAGACCUCCCUGGAGGGCUGCGCAUUUUUGUUGAGUGUGUGGCGGGGGAGGACUACUUUGCUUUCCGUCAGAGGCCAUCGUUGAACGACCACCGAAUCCUUCCCAUACAGUUGAACCCAAUGGGAACUCCAGAGAGAAGCCUUCAAGACGUGGCCCAGCUCUGCAAGGAGUCCAAGGUGAAAUGGUCCCUCACGGGACCGAGGACUGCUCGUUGGUGUGUGGCCUACCUGGCAGUCGAAAACUUAGGCUUCGAGGGCCACCACGAAAGACUGAGGACGGUCACCAAGGCGGAUGCUAGCAGUUGGGGCAUUCAAGAGCACUUCCAAGUUUCCAUGGCCGUCAGACAGGCCUUGUUGGUCGACCAGUUGGACGCCUUCAAUUUGUUGAGCAUUGAGGUACAAUUCAGGCGGCUACAAACCAUCGAGUUCUCCUACUCCGAGAAAGCACGUGAACUGGAGGCCAAAUCUGUGGGCGGGAGGCUCUCCCUCGAAGAGCAAACGACGUUUGGCGGGGUGACUCGCCAAUUCUCCACCCUGAUGAUUUGUCCAGAGUUGUUGACCCACGUCAAAGAAGAAACAGAACGGGAGGCAUCGUUGGCCAAGAAUUUGAGGAAGGCUCGGCGGCAAGCAGUCGGAGAACCCUUGAACUACAAGGUGCAGGCUGGUGAAGGUCCUAGCUGGCCUGUUGAACAAUCAGGACUUGACCACACCCGGAAGACAGACAGAGAUAUUUUUCCUUUACCUCAUGUACAGCAUACAUUGCCACCCUUGGGACUUUUCUCGCGGAAGAGCCGUCAGAGGAUCGGCCGGAGGAGGCAUUUUGAGGAGGAGGUUGAGCACACGGUCCAAUCGCUCAAUGCGAUGUACGGCCGGCCUUUGCGAGGCGGAGUUCAUCUUCCACAGCAGGCCCCUAGCCGGGCUCAGACACGUUUUCUUGAAUUCAUUGAGCAAGCAAACAGGAGGGUUGGGGCUCCCCCUGACCUCUCCGGCCCAGAGGCCCUUGAGGAGCUUCGGGUUCAAGAGGGGUAUGCCGAAUUGCCUACGGCAUCGCCACUCGGGUCCUUCGAUCCCGAACUUGUUUCAUUGCCGGCGGGAGACAAACAGCCAGUGCCACUCGCUACGUUGUGGGGCAAGGACGGGCAACAAGAGGUGGAGGAUUUCACUCGCACUCAGACGCUUGGGGCUGCAGAGGCUCAUAGAAGGCUGGAGGCGAGUGGUGUCGUGAAAUGUUAUGAGGAUCCACAACUCAGAGACCCCGUCAAGUACAGAUCGUUUAUACAGACAUUGCAUCGUUUGAACCUGGUUUCAUUUCAGCGUGAAGCCCCAGAGCCGGAGGGAAUCCACCUGGCCACAGGUGAUAGCAUUGGUCGGUUGGAGUUGUCCGAGGAGGCACCCCUUUAUGUUUGUUCAGCAGACCUGCAAAAUGCUUUCUACACUAUGGCAAUGCCGGAAGCGCGAGUCACGGCAGAGAGCAUGGGCCUGACAACGUUGGAGGGCAGCCCACUUCGUCCGGGUGACUGGAUAUACCCUGUGGUGUCUGUCAUUCCUAUGGGAUGGACGCAUGCCAUGGUGUGGUGCCAGCGGAUCAAUGAGAGGAUCUGCGAAGAAGCAGGGCUGACGAACUCAGAGCGGCUCAGAGAUGGCAGCAGUGUUCCCUCCGGUGAUUUUUGGCACAUUCAAUAUGUUGACAAUCUCCAUGUUUUUGGUACAAACAAAGCAAUUGUUGAGGAGCGUUUCUGGCGGGCAGUUGAGGCCCUUCGGGGCCGGGGGCUCACAGUGCACGAGAUAGAGGUGAAUGAAGGGGAAUGUCAGGUGCUGGGCUGGGCAGUCGAUCGGGCUGGACUCUUCGGCCCGACCCCCAAAAGACUAUGGAGGGCUAGGCUGGCUGUCCGUGAGAUCUUGAGGAGAAAUGCUGCAAGUGGCCAACAGUUAGAGAGGCUGCUCGGGCACAUCACCUUCAUCUCCCUGUGCCGCAGGGAGGCUCUAUCAGUGCUGGGUGAGACCUACACUUUCACCCGGAAGAACUACACCAGAGUUGCGCCUUUGUGGAAAAGUGUGAGGAAAGAGCUGAGCACAUGGGACGGGAUCUCACCCCUGAUUUUUGUCAACCUGCGUGCACCAUGGUCCACCACCUUGUACUCCGUUGACGCCUCGGACUGGGGAAUGGGAGUCACCACUUCAAACAUCACCCGUGACGAAGCUUCGAUGCUGGGGAAGUACACAGAGAGGCAGUUGGCGCUACAGCGGAAGGAAGAGAGCAGGCUGUUGGUUUUGAGUUUGUUGACAGAUCAUGGAAACUGGUUGGUAGGCUCCUUCAGGCAGAUGAUACACCGCCAACUGGGAGUACAGGCCACAUGGGACAGACCCUCAAAGAAAAGCCGCUGCUCAAAACCGAAGAGCAGUGGGGUCUCCACACCCACGGGACCGAUGCCACCCAUGGCCCCGUUGACAUGGGACAUAGAGAUGAGCACCGCAAGUGGCGGGGCAAAAAGGAAAGAGAGGGCGGCAAGAAGAGCAAGAGCAAAGCAGGCGGAUCCACAGCACACUCUCCGGAACAAUGCAGUGGGGCCCCGGACUUUGCAGCAGUACAACAAGCAUUGGAAAGAUUUUGUCGAGUGGACAGGCUGUCUGGUGAGCGAGGCUGCGAGUCUCCCAACGAUAGACAACCACCUUGCCGACUAUCUGGAGAUGCUUUACCACAAAGGAGAAGAUCUGAGCCAAGCAAACUAUGCCACGGCUGCAGUGAUGUUCAAGGUCCCAGGCACAAAGGGCCUACACCAGCUGCCGAAGUCACAGCAGGCGAUGAAGGGCUGGAGGCGAUUGUGUCCGGCUCGGAGUCGCUUGCCAGUUCCAUACGAGGUGGUUUGUUUGCUCAGUCAAGUGGCCUUAAAGAGCGGGAAGGUGGAGCUGGCCAUUGCCCUCCAACUGAUGUUCCUACUCUACCUGAGGCCAUCCGAGAUCACAACACUGAGGGUGCAAGACAUAGUGCCCCCAGUGAAGACCAGGGGCCGGCGCUACCCCCACUAUGCCGUGCUGCUACAUCCCUCCGAAGCGGGGAUUCCUUCAAAGACAAAGCAAUGGGACGAGAUGUUGACAUUGGACCUCCCACAUCAACAGUUUGUGGGCCCGACAUUGUUCAAGAUCCUGAACCUGGCAAGCCGACCAAAGGACGACCCGGCUUUCAGUGUCACUCUGGAGGAGAUCAACGACUUCAUGGGUCAGCAAUGGAAGGCACAGCGGCUCACCAGCCUCGGCCCUCCUCACCUUUACCGUUUGAGGCACGGGGGGGCGAGUUUCGAGGCGGCUGGCAAGCACCGCGACAUGGUGGGAAUCCAAGCCAGGGGCCGUUGGCAGACAGUCAAGUCGGUCAAGAACUACGAAAAGGGCGGCCGGUUGCAGCAACUUUUCGCCGCCCUCCCAAAGGCAGUUCAGAAGCGCUGCACCGAGGCUUUCCGCGACAUGGCCAAAAGUUUCCGCAGCCUGCAUUGAGCAAUAGAGUGGUUUUGCAUUUUGCAGUGUUUUUGGAGAUCUUUAGUGGUUGCGGUCGCCUUGGGAAGAGCAUACAUCGUGUUUGUGGGUGGC
This is a messenger RNA of Durusdinium trenchii, 3627 nucleotides long. Lineage: Eukaryota; Dinophyceae; Suessiales; Symbiodiniaceae. The record is from the annotation of a GenBank genome assembly.